Messenger RNA from Camelus dromedarius (Arabian camel), 2527 nucleotides. RefSeq names its product histone H2A type 1-J. Gene Ontology annotation, biological process: heterochromatin formation. Lineage: Eukaryota; Metazoa; Chordata; Mammalia; Artiodactyla; Camelidae. The transcript is spliced from 2 exons. The record is from RefSeq and is a predicted model, not a curated record. Gene Ontology annotation, cellular component: nucleosome; chromatin. The coding region runs from base 267 to 653 and encodes 128 amino acids. Gene Ontology annotation, molecular function: DNA binding; protein heterodimerization activity; structural constituent of chromatin.
CACGUGCCCUAUUUAUAUAGAGCUUCUUAUGCAAAUAAGAUAAGUUAAAGUCCUGUGUCUGAUAGGUAGCUGUUCAAGAAAAACGUCAUAGAUAAGUCCUGACCAAUCAGAGCGCAAGCAUACCAAAUUCGCAUUUUCAUUGGUUAAAAAGAAGCCACAUUCCUGACCAAUAAGACAUCUUCUUUUUCGCGCCCAAUAAGGGUUAUAAAAAAUGCAGUCGCAGCACUUUCAUUUUGGCAGUUACCUGUAGUGAAGUUGGAGUCGGAAUGUCUGGUCGAGGUAAACAGGGCGGCAAGGCUCGCGCCAAGGCCAAAACCCGCUCCUCGCGGGCCGGGCUUCAGUUUCCUGUGGGCCGAGUGCACCGCUUGCUGCGCAAGGGCAACUACGCCGAGCGGGUCGGGGCCGGCGCGCCUGUGUAUCUGGCAGCGGUGCUGGAGUAUCUGACGGCCGAGAUCUUGGAGCUGGCGGGUAACGCGGCCCGCGACAACAAGAAGACGCGCAUCAUCCCGCGCCACCUGCAGCUGGCCAUCCGCAACGACGAGGAGCUCAACAAGCUACUGGGCAAAGUCACCAUUGCUCAGGGUGGCGUCCUGCCGAACAUCCAGGCUGUACUGCUGCCUAAGAAAACUGAGAGCCACCACAAAACCAAGUAAGGGAAAUCAAGUUCUUCCCCAUCUACUUCCAAAGGAAUGUGAACAAAAGAGGUGGUCAGCUGACUUUGCCACCCAAAAAUACACCGCUUUGGCAUACAGAUUAUUGUGAGCUGAAGACAAAUGAGAAGAAGCAGAUACAAGAAAAGUUCUCUGCCUUCUGCCUAUUUGCCAAAAAGCAGGACAUACAUUUACUAAAGGGGCCACCUCCCUCUCCUCUCUAAAGAAGGACAAAGAUUAAUCCCCUGAGACAACUGUAGACCCUCUCAGCCUGGAAUCUAAAUAACAAAGUUUGCUAACUAGCCUUUGUCUCCUCUCUUAGAAGCCUAAAACUGCUUCCCUUUGUCCUGUCAUUUCCCCACAAGUUUAUUGUUCUUUUUGGAAGAUGCAGUAUAAACCAGAAUUCUCAGUCACCACUGAGAGUUACUUAUUUUUCCCCGGAUAGUCCCUACGUGAGGUAUACAAGUUAAGAAACUUCUGUUUGUUUGUUUCUUGUUUAUCCGUCUUUUGUUACAGGGGUCUCAGCUAAGAACUCAAAAGGGUAGAGGGGAAAUUAUUUUUCCUCCCCUACAGACACAGCCUCACAUAACUUUAAUACUGCAAUGUUCUCUCCUUGUAAACUAAAUCCAUUGAAGACUGAAAAUACCCUUAGACCUGUGUAUUACAUAUUAAAGUGUUAUUCCUGCCCUGUACUUACCAAAAGCUCAGUCAGAGAGGGACAAUAUGUCCUCGAAUACAUAUCAGUAAGUGGUCCCAAACAAUCCUUGUCUGAAAUGCAAAUCAAGAGCCAAAUUCUGACUAUGUAACACCCGUCAAUUACUUCAAACAGCCUAUACAUUGAAGGAAGUCUCCCUGCACUAUUAGUAUAUACCCAGGUUGUCUUCACAAUCUGGUUGAAAGAUAUAAAGUACACAGAAUGGGAAAUUCCUAGAGAUAACAGUGCCCACUGUCCAUAAUAGGUUUCUGGUCUGAUGUUAAACAACAGCAGUAGAGUAUAAUGAGUCAUAAUUUCAGUUCUUUUCUAAAAUGUUAACUCGGUUACAACUUUACUUCCCUAAUUUUAAUCUGGCAUUUUCUAGGCCACUGGCUUUCAGCUGAGGGUUUACAUUACUUAUCUCUGAAGUCUUAUUAAUAUAUAAACGUGUAGGACCUGCUCCAGAGUUACUGAAUCUCUCUGCUUGAUAUUGUUGAUAUAUUGUUGAUAUAUUCUUAUAUGAUUGGGGUAUUCAUAGCAUGUUAUGUCUCAGGAUUAUUAUACAUUAAGUAUCAAGAUAUUUUUUCUCUGUAAAACAUGUUCAUUCACUUUUAUAAGCUAGAUGCAAUAUUUACUAUCUUCUUUGAAAAUAUGGUUGAUUGGCAUGUCUAUAGCCAUUUUAUCUAAAAUUUAUUUUGGAAUGACUUUGUUAUUUCUUGUUAUUCUUGUUCCAAAAUUCCUUGUUAGUGGCAUUAUUCUUGUUAUAAACUCUCAUCAGAUCUUUUGCUUUUGAAAAUUAUAAGUAAUAAGUUCAUCACAGCCAUUUAAAAUCUUUUGUCAUUCAUACAUAGUUAUUUUAUUUUACUCUGAUGCUGCCCUGAAAGCAUUUGCAGUCAGCUACAUGCCAAAGUGUUUCAUCUUCGACAAGGAAGGACUGCAAAGCAUCAUAGGAAAAAGACAACCGUGCCAGGUACUUGGGGUAUGGGCCCCUGACAGCAUGGCUUAUACAACUUUGACCAUUCUACUGAGUCAGAAUUUCCAGAAUUCUGAUCAAGAAGCACAUGGGUUCAUUAGACUCUGUUAGGGAAAUAGAACAAUCCUGCCAUAAAAAAUACCCUUCCAUAUCAAUAGAAGAAAGAGAGAAAAUACAUUUUAUUGAGUAAGAAUUAACAGAUUUACAGGU